Molecule: messenger RNA, 3692 nt
Organism: Cheilinus undulatus (humphead wrasse)
Lineage: Eukaryota; Metazoa; Chordata; Actinopteri; Labriformes; Labridae
Gene: tbc1d5
Product: TBC1 domain family, member 5
Exons: 23
Coding region: 149-2809 (886 amino acids)
Biological process (GO): activation of GTPase activity
Molecular function (GO): GTPase activator activity
Source: RefSeq, a predicted model, not a curated record
CCGCCUGACCCGCUUCUGUUUACAAAUCAGCAGACAGUUGGACAGAUCAGAAUGAGGAGUCCUGCGUGAUCUGAACAGAGUCGUCUUUUCUUCUGAGUCGUGGCUGAGGAGAAUCACAAGACUGUGACAGUUCGGUUGGGUCGCGGUCAUGCAGCACCCCAAUUUUGAGACCCGCCACCCUCUCCAGACAGACGAGCAGCAGGAGACGGGCUUAGAUCCCCUCAACAAUUUCAACAAGAACCGCAACAGAGGAUCUCUUGACAGCAGCACUUACUCACAGCCUCAGUCCACCUUCCUCUCAUACAGGAAAGAAUGGGACGACUUGUUCCUCAACAGUAAUUACCUGGCCCGGAUCCGGCAGGCAGGCAUCAAUGGUCGACUGAGGAGCAGCCGCUUUCGGAGCGUAUGCUGGAAGCUCUAUCUGGAGGCUCUUCCUGAAGAUAAGGGGCAGUGGAUCAACAAGACCAAGGAGCUCCGAGCUCAAUAUGAGAAGAUCAAAGAGACGCACAUCACGAACCCUCGUAAAGCUGCGGGCCAGCAAGACCUGGUGAUCAACAACCCACUGUCCCAGGAUGAAGGGAGCCUGUGGAACAAGUUCUUCCAAGAUAAGGAGCUGAAGGGGAUGAUCAAACAGGAUGUGCUGAGGACGUUCCCUGAGAUCCGAUACUUCCAGGACGAGGAUGUGAGGACCAAGCUGACGGACAUCCUUUUCUGUUAUGCCAGAGAAAAUGAGCAGUUACUGUAUAAACAGGGGAUGCAUGAGCUGCUGGCUCCCAUUGUGUUUGUGCUGCACUGUGACCACCAGGCCUUCCAGCACGCCAGCGAGACGGCCAGCCCCAGUGAGGAGAUGAAGUGUCUGCUGAACCCAGAGUUCCUCGAGCAUGAUGCCUAUGCCUUGUUCUCGCAGCUGAUGGAGACAGCAGAGCCGUGGUUCUCCAGCUUUGAGAGGGAAGUGAGGAAGGGUAAGGAGGAGAUGCUGACCAGCAUACCAUUUGCGAGGCCUCAGGACUCGGGGCCUUCUGUUGCCAUAGUGACCAAAGUGAACCGAAUCCAGGACCAGCUGGUGAAGAAGCACGACGUCGAGCUGCACAUGCACCUCAACCGGCUGGAGAUCGCCCCUCAGAUCUACGGCAUUCGGUGGGUUCGUCUGCUGUUCGGUCGGGAGUUUCCGCUCCAGGACCUGCUGGUGGUGUGGGAUGCUCUGUUUGCUGACAGCAUCACUCUGGACCUGGUGGACUACAUCUUUGUGGCCAUGCUGCUCUACAUCCGAGAUGCCCUGAUUGCCAGUAAUUUCCAGACCUGCCUGGGCCUGCUAAUGCACUACCCUCCAUUAGGAGACAUCAACUCUCUGCUGCAGAAGGCUCUUUUCCUCCGAGACCCUAAAAAUAAUCCACGACCCGUCAACUACCAGUUUCAGCAGAACCUGGAUUACUACAAAACAAGAGGAGCUGACCUGAUGAACAAAACACGCACCAGUUCCAGUACAAAAGCUGCCCCUCUCAACAUAAACAAAGUCUCCAGCAGCCUGCUCAGCUUUGGCAGGAAGCUCAUCGCUCCGGCCAUCUCCAGCGGCUCCAGCAGCGUCUCACCCAUCAACAGCGAGGUUCACUCCACCUCUCCCUCAUCCUCCUCAUCCACUGCUCCCACAUCUGUGCCCACGCCCACCCUCUCUCACCCCCUGGCUGAGCCCCCAUCAGGCCAUGCCCCUCCACAGACGCAGAGCAACACCCAGAAUCAGCACUACCGACUACUCAAGUCAGAGAGCAUGCCGGUGCACCUCAGUAAAGAUGUAGUUUCAGGUGGAGUGUCUCAGGUCUCUAAUCCAGCGCAGACUCACACUGACACACAAGGCCAAAGCUCGCGGACAGUCAGCUCCUCUCCCAGUAUAGAAAGCCUCUCGGGUGGCCGGGGUCAGUCCACCGCCUCCCCGCCUCUGCCCCCCUCCAGAGGAAGUGACGUCAGCACUUCUUCUCCACCCCUAUCCGCCACCAAGAAGGAGUCUUUCUUCCACAUCACUCGCUCUCGCUCCCACAGUAAAACCAUGGGCAAGAAGGAGACGGAGGAAGACCUUGAAGCCCAGGUAUCGUUCCUGCAGGGUCAGAUCAACGACCUGGAGGCCAUGAGCAAAUACUGUGCCAAAAUGAUGAACACUCACAUCUGUAAAAUCCAGGAGGUGAUUCUACAAGAAAACCUUGAAAAGGAGGAUGAGGUCUUAGUGUCUCUGGCUGGACUCAAACAGAUCAAAGACAUCCUCAAGGGGGCGCUGCGCUUCAACCAAAGCCAGCUGGAGGCCGAGGAGAACGAGGAGAUCACCAUCGCUGAUGAUCACUACACCUCCACAGCAGCGGCAGCUGAGACUGCUCUGAGUGCCAACCAUCACCUCAGUGACCAACAACACGCACACAGCAGGAGGGAGAGGGACUCAGACCUGGACGGGAGCGUGAGCACGGAGGAGAGAGAGGAGGAGGAGCAGGCCAUGACUCCACCCGAUCAACAGGUUGCGUCCUCUCUCGGCUCCGAGGGUAAAAACUGGGACGACUACAUCCUCGUGUCCCAGGACGGAGACCUGCAGCCUGCAGAGGAGGGGUUGAGAGAGGGAGGAGGAGGAGGAGGAGGUAGAGCUGCUAGUGAGCGCACCCCUCCGAUCGGGCGAGGCCGCGGCAUGGUGCGACUGGAGCCGGAGGGUGCAGCGGGGACCUUCCACGACCCCCUCAUGGCGGGACCCAACUCCGGCUCAUCCAGCCCAGACGAGGGCUCCACCCACAGCAAGGACUCUGACUUCACUAUUGUGAACCCGAAUGAUCUUUGAGCGAGAAAAUCCCACCCUCCACCUCCUCCGCUUUCACCCCAUUUGGGGGAUGUGAUCCGUAAAGACUAAUUUGGGAUCAGAAAGAGGGGUCUGUGGGUUUCACCGGGGCUCAGAAAAGUUGCACAUGUGGACUGUGACAACUAGUCACAAAGUUAUUCUAAUCUGUCUCUUUACCCUUCAUCUGUCUGAGCUGAUGCUGUAUGCUUUCUCUUCUAAUGCCUGUCUCCUCAUCAUGUUCUCAUUCUAUUUAACUGUAGCUCCACAGGGAGAGGGCGCCAUCAAACUCUUUACCCCCUCACUACACAAUUACUCAGAAGAAUUGGACCUCAAAAUGCAUUUCUUCACAUGGGAGGACUCUUUCUCUCCUCCUGCUUUUACUGUAACGUCAGGAGUGUGAUGCUGUUUCUUCUGAAUGUGAAGACAUGUCCGUACCUCUGCCUGUGCUACAUCCGUGUGUCUGCAUCCUUACGAGGAUAUUUUCCACUCAAAGGAAAAGCCUCCCCCUCCUGAACCAGUGCCUCUGACCGUAAUCCUCCUCAACCAAACAAAACCUGACUCUGUGAUCUUAUACUUUCUGUUAGUUUUUUUUUUUUUAUUUUAAGAGAAUAUUUUUAACCCUUAGACCUUUAGUUUCCUGGAUACAAACGGGAUAGGUCUUUUUUUGUUUUGUUUUUAAAUUGACUCCAUUAUGGACAUUUUAACGUGUUGAUUGACAGUUUAUUCAGUUGUUCUCGUGUCCUGUGGAAACCAUGUAAAGCAGCACACACAAAGAAUGUCCCUCUAGCUGCCCAUUCAGCAUAAUUAACUCAAGACCAAUAAAACUACAUAGCUCUUGCUACACACUGAAGUUAUUGUGUCUGUGUGGGGAUGCUGGGUUUGUUUG